AUGUCACAGAACGAGCCUGCCGGCGCUGCUGCCAUCACUGCUGCCAUUUCCCCCCCGCCAUCUUCAGCCGCGCCUCCUGCUCACGUACACAGCCACCAGCCUGAUCCCCCUCUCUUGGAUCAGGCACUGCGCCGUGUCGCCUCAAAGACGUGGUACUUUAACCACAUCAUCGACAUACCCGACUGGGCGACCUUCGAGCAGCAGCUCCGUCACGUUUUCGGCACACCGGCCAUUUGGUCCCCAGUCGCGAAGAGAACCCUUGACACUCGCCAACAACAUUCCGGUGAGUCGUACACGUCGUACAUCGAGGACGUUCUUGUGCUCUGCCGGCGGGACAAUUCAUCUAUGACGGAGUCCAACAAAUCUACUGGGGCGGCAUUACGCGACAUUAUCAGGAAGGAACUGACAUUUCUGAACUUUCCGGCUCACGUCCCAUCACCCUCGUCUCGGCCCAUACGAACCUACGCGCAGGUCACUGCUAUGCCUCCGAGUGAGGUAAACACGACGUUGCCACUGCUCUCGUACGCGUCGGUCUCUGCCGCUUCUACCUUCAACUUUCAUUCGUUCCCACCUGGCCCUUCCUCUGCACACCUGACGGCGCUCUCUCCAGAAAAAGCGCUGACUGAUGACGAAAUUCAAGAACUAUUGUUUGGAGACGAGUCAGAUCUUGAUGUGGAUUCAGACUCGGGUGACGAAGCGGAAAAAUUUCAACCGGAGUCCGCGCUUCAUAGCGAAGAAAGCGACGAAAACGAAGAUAAAUCCAGUGAAGAUGAAAAUGUCAAAAACAAGAAGUUUGAGAAAACACUUUUAGAGGAACGUACACGCCAAAAAGCUGCACAGUCCUGGAAAGUGCAAGCAUUUUGGGCUCCAACUGACAUCGAAAAAGCUACAGCUUCACUAGCCUGUCAGGAGCCUCAGACGCCUUUGACAUAUUUUAAGGAGUACUUUGAGGACGACUUUUGGGAAUUUGUAGCGACAAGAACUAACUUGUACUGGGUCCAGACAAAUGGAACCACGCUCGGUAUGACAGCUAAGGAGGCCAAAGCUCUCUUCGGCAUCCACAUCGUAAUGGGCAGCCUGAAGUUUCCUCAAGCGCGUAUGUAUUGGGCAGCGACCCGAGUAUCAUUGAUUGCUGAUGCCAUGCCGCGAGAUCGAUUCUUCCGACUCAGAAACGCCUUGCACGUCUGCAACAAUGAUAGCGACCAAGAUGACAACAACCGAUGCUGGAAGGUUCAGCCGCUUUUAGAUCGUGUGAGGAAAGCCUGCCUGAAAAUUUCGAGGUCGCAUGCAGCCUGUGUGGAUGAACAAAUGGUUCCGUUUACAGGAAGAACACAACUGCGUCAGUACGUUAGGGGCAAGCCAAACCCGACUGGACUGAAGAACUUUGUGCUUGCCGACCGUCUAGGGAGGGUACUGUACUUUGAAAUUUACCAGGGUGCCACGAUACCAAUUCCCUCAGAGCACAAGGACUUCGGAAUCAGCGGAGGGAUUGUCAUGCGGCUUGCUGAAACGAUGCCUCCUUGGGAGGACUGCGUGUUGUGUUUUGACAGGUUUUUCACGUCGGUGCCGCUAAUUGAGCGUCUUCUGAAGCAAGGAAUGUUCGGUCACGGUACUGUUAUGACGAACCGAAUAAGGACAACCUUGAAGUCUGAUAAAGAGCUGCUUGCUGAUGGGCGCGGAUCAAGCCACGAGAAGGUGAGCGCUGACGGCAAAAUGGUUGUGGUUAAAUGA
Rhipicephalus microplus (southern cattle tick) is the source of this 1731-nucleotide messenger RNA. RefSeq names its product piggyBac transposable element-derived protein 3-like. Lineage: Eukaryota; Metazoa; Arthropoda; Arachnida; Ixodida; Ixodidae. The record is from RefSeq and is a predicted model, not a curated record.